AUGUUCCUAAAACUUAGCAGGAAGACGCAACUUGCUAUCGAGUACUGCUACCAGGUUCGAUCACGAUCGCCGGCAACAUGGGUCUUCUGGGUUCAUGCAAGUAAUAUGACUCGGUUUGAAGAAGGGUUCCGAGCCAUAGCGGACCGGGUCAAAAUCCCAGGGCGCCAGGAUCCUCAGGUAAACUUAUUCAAAUUGGUUGAAGACUGGCUCUGGGAUGAAAAGAGAGGGAAGUGGCUUCUAAUUUUUGAUAACGUCGAUGACAAUGGUUUCCUGUGUAACCCCCCAACGACUGGGAUGAGGAACCGGUUCAACUUGAACUUGACAAAACCGCUCUUGGAAUACCUCCCGAGGAACCCGAAUGGAUCUAUUAUCUUCACGAGUCGAAGUCGGGAGAUUGCAGCGAAAAUGGUCGAUGAUAAGGACCUCAUCGAAAUUAAGCCAAUGGAAAUGUUCGAGGCAUUGGAGCUUCUCCAAAGAAAGCUUGGACAACCAGGGGCAGACCAAGAAAGUCGAAAAUUAGUGAAUGCGUUAGAGUUUAUGCCACUGGCGAUCAUACAGGCCGCUAGGUAUAUCCAAAAUCGGGAGUAUUCGGUACCGCAAUACCUAGAAGAGUUCCAAAAAAGUGACCGCGAGGCGACAAGGCUUCUCAAAAAAGAGGCAGGUCACGUCUAUCGGGACUGGGAGGCAAAGAAUUCAAUUAUGGUGACGUGGCAAAUAUCAUUCGAUUAUAUACGGCAAACAGAGCCUUCUGCUACCGAGUUGCUUUCUUUAAUGAGCUUUUUCGACCGACAAGGAAUACCAGAGAUACUUAUUCGGCGUCAACCGAGGGUCAAACGCAUAUCACGUUCGAAUCCUCGGAGUGAUUCCAGUGAAGGGGAGACAUCUGAGUCUGACACAGGCGCCAAUUUCAAAGAUGACAUCGAAACACUGAAGGAUUAUUCAUUUAUAUCUAGCAGUAAAGAUGGGCUUUUCUUUACGAUGCAUCGGCUAGUACAGCUAUCUACCCGCACGUGGUUAAGAUCUCAUGGAAAAAUACACCACUGGAGAGAGAAGUGCAUCAGCAAUUUAUUUCGCGAGUUUCCCACUGGUCUAUAUAAAGACUGGGCGAAAUGCCAGCUCCUCAUUCCUCACCUUCGAUCAGUGAUGUCUCAACGACCGAAAUCACCCGAAUCUCUACAACAAUGGGCAACUCUACUUCUCAAAGGCGCAUGGUAUGCGUCACAACGCGGUGACAUCGCAGAUAUAAGGGCAAUGGCAUCAAAGUCAAGAACCGAAAGAUUGGCUUUAUCAGGUGAAGAGCAUGAAGAAUUUCUUGAUAGCAUAGAUAUGUUGGCAACAGCAUACUCGCUUGAGGGUCUAUGGAAGGAGGCCGAAAAACUCUUUUUACAAGUAUUAGAGACCCGCAAGACAAAACUUGGCCAUGAUCAUCCCAAUACGCUGAGGAGUAUGGCUAACCUCGCGGUGGCGUACCGGAACCAGGGUCGGUGGGGUGAAGCCAAACAGAUUCAGUUUCAAGUGGUGGAAAUGAGCAAGGCUAAGCUCGGUGACGAUCAUCCCGACACGCUAAGGAGUAUGGGCAACCUAGCGGUGACGUACCGGAGCCAGGGCCAGUGGAAGGAGGCAACGCAGCUCCAUACACAGGUCAUAAAGACUUAUAAGACCAAGCUCGGCGGCGAUCAUCCCGACACGCUAAGAAGCAUGGCCAACCUAGCAUCGAUGCACUGGAGCCAGGGCCAGUCGGAAGAGGCCGAGCAGCUCGAUAUAUAUGUGGUAGAAAAGAGCAAGACCAAGCUCGGCGAGGAUCAUCCCUCUACCCUCACAAGCAUAGCCAACCUAGCAUCGACGUACUCGGACCAGGGCCGAUGGGAAGAGGCCGAGCAGCUCUUUAUACAGGUGAUAGAGAUUCGCAAGACGAAACUCGGCGAACUACAUCCUGAUACGUUGAUAAGUAUUGCCAAUCUGGCAUCCACGUACUUAGACCAAGGCCGAUGGGAAGAGGCCGAGCAGCUCCAGAUACAGGUGGUAGAGAUCUACAAGAUGAAACUCGGCGAACACCACCCUGAUACGUUGAUGAGUAUUGCCAACCUGGCAUCUAUAUACUCGAACCAGGGCCGACAGGAAGAGGCCGAGAAGCUCGACGUAUAUGUGAUAGGGAUGCGCAAGACAAAACUUGGCAGCGAUCAUCCUGACACGCUGACGAGUAUUGCCAACCUAGCAUCGGUGUACUCGCACCAGGGCCGAUGGGAAGAGGCCGAGCAGCUCUUUAUGCAGGUGGUAGAGAUUCGCAAGACGAAACUCGGCGAACAACAUCCUGAUACGUUAAUGAGUAUUGCCAAUCUAGCAUCGGUGUACUCGCACCAGGGCCGAUGGGAAGAAGCCGAGCAGCUCUUUAUGCAGGUGAUAGAGAUUCGCAAGACGAAACUCGGCGGAGAUCAUCCCGACACAUUAGCGAGUGUUGCCAACCUAGCAUCGGUAUACUUAAACCAAGGCCGAUGGGAAGAGGCCGAUCAGCUCUUUGUGCAGGUGAUAGAAACCCGCAAGAUGAAACACGGUAGCGAUCAUCCUGACACAUUAACGAGUAUGGCAAACCUAGCUGUGAGCUAUAUGAGCCAGUGCCGAUGGGAAGAGGCCGAGCAGCUCCUUAUACAAGUGAUAGAAACUCGGAAGACGAAAAUUGGCGGCGAUCAUCCUCACACGUUAACGAGUAUGGCUAACUUGGCCUCAACGUACCGUAAACGGGGCCGACAGGAAGAGGCCGAGCAGCUCGACGUAUAUGUGAUAGGAAUACGCAAGACAAAACUUGGCAGCGAUCAUCCUGACACGCUGACAAGUAUUGCUAACCUAGCAUCGGCGUACUUGGACCAGGGCCGAUUGAAAGAAGCCAAGCAGCUCCUUGUGCAGGCGAAAGAAACUCGCAAGCUGAAGCUCGGCUCAUCCUCAAAUGCUGACGAACAUGACCAACCUGGUAUCGACAUCUUAGACCAGGGCCGGUAG
Penicillium egyptiacum is the source of this 2994-nucleotide messenger RNA. NCBI's taxonomy places the organism in Eukaryota, Fungi, Ascomycota, Eurotiomycetes, Eurotiales, Aspergillaceae. The record is from the annotation of a GenBank genome assembly.